AUGGGAAAUACACCAUCAGGACUGGGCCAGGGAGCUCCUGGCGGCAAUCAGGGAGACAAGAAGGAUAAAGACCAGAAAGACCAACCACAGAAGAAGAAAUGGGAGCCGCCCCUCCCCACUCGCGUCGGAAAGAAGAAGAGAAAAGGUCCUGCCGCAGCAUCCAAACUGCCCGCCGUCUUCCCCACUACGCGGUGCCGAUUGAAACUGCUGAAGUCGGAGCGGAUUAAGGACUAUCUCCUGUUAGAGGAAGAGUUCGUGCAGAACCAAGAGAGGUUGAAGCCCGAAGGAACGAGGGAGGAGAAGAAUGAGCAGGACAGGUCGAAGGUUGAUGAUUUGCGUGGAAGUCCGAUGGCGGUUGGAACUCUGGAAGAGAUUAUCGACGACGACCAUGCAAUUAUCAGCACGGCGUCUGGCCCGGAGUACUAUGUCUCGAUAAUGUCGUAUGUCGACAAGGACCUACUGGAGCCAGGCUGUCAGGUGCUCCUCCACCAUAAGACACAGGGCAUCGUCGGUGUCUUGCAAGAUGAUGCGGACCCGUUGGUGAGCAUUAUGAAGCUCGACAAGGCACCGACGGAGAGCUAUGCGGAUAUUGGUGGUUUAGAGACACAGAUACAGGAGAUCAAGGAAUCCGUCGAAUUGCCUCUCACUCACCCCGAACUUUAUGAGGAAAUGGGCAUCAGACCUCCGAAGGGUGUUAUCCUUUAUGGCGUCCCCGGUACAGGAAAGACGCUCCUUGCCAAGGCCGUUGCAAAUCAAACUUCUGCCACUUUCCUUCGUGUCGUCGGGUCAGAACUUAUCCAGAAGUACCUUGGUGACGGUCCUAAGCUCGUCCGAGAACUCUUCCGAGUGGCUGAGGAGCACGCGCCGAGUAUCGUGUUCAUUGACGAAAUCGAUGCUAUUGGAACAAAACGUUACGACUCCACAUCUGGUGGUGAACGCGAAAUCCAGCGAACCAUGUUGGAGCUUCUCAAUCAACUAGACGGAUUCGAUACUCGCGGCGACGUCAAAGUCAUCAUGGCCACGAACAGGAUAGACUCGCUGGACCCCGCCCUCAUUCGACCUGGCCGAAUAGAUCGUAAAAUAGAGUUCCCUCUCCCUGACGUGAAGACAAAGCGACACAUCUUCCGAUUGCAUACAUCGCGGAUGAGCCUGAACGAAGAUGUCGACCUGGAGGAGUUCGUCAUGAUGAAGGACGACCUGUCGGGAGCUGAUAUCAAGGCUGUUUGCACGGAAGCCGGACUGCUUGCUCUGAGAGAGCGGCGUAUGCGGGUCACAAAGGCAGAUUUCACGUCUGCUCGCGAGAAGGUACUUUAUCGGAAGAACGAGGGCACUCCGGAGGGGUUGUACCUUUGA
Pleurotus ostreatus (oyster mushroom) is the source of this 1353-nucleotide messenger RNA. RefSeq names its product ATPase of 26S proteasome regulatory subunit 4 (gene RPT2). Bases 1 to 1353 code for a protein of 450 amino acids. The transcript has 6 exons. The record is from RefSeq and is a predicted model, not a curated record. Gene Ontology annotation, biological process: proteasome-mediated ubiquitin-dependent protein catabolic process. Gene Ontology annotation, cellular component: proteasome regulatory particle, base subcomplex. Gene Ontology annotation, molecular function: ATP hydrolysis activity; ATP binding; proteasome-activating activity. NCBI's taxonomy places the organism in Eukaryota, Fungi, Basidiomycota, Agaricomycetes, Agaricales, Pleurotaceae.